AUGAAACAGUUUUUCUACAACAGCUCCUUCCACUGCCACAGUUUCCCCGAGCCCCAUACCUACAACAGCUCCUUCGACUACCACAGUUUCCCCGAGCCCCAUACCUACCACAUCUCCUUCGACUACCACAGUUUCCCCGAGCCCCAUACCUACAACAGCUCCUUCGACUACCACAGUUUCCCGAGCCCCAUACAUGAAACAGCAGCUCCUUCGACUACCACAGUUUCCCCCAGCACCAGUCUUGCUCCUCAGUGUCUGGGAAACCAGGUGAUGCUGGAGAACAGCACAGCCUGCGGUUGUCCAUCUGGAAUGGUGAAGGAUGGUGACAACUGUUCCUGCCCUGUGGGCUUCACUGUGGAGGGGGCAACAGGGUGCAAAGACUUUGAUGAGUGUGAAGUAGAGGGGCCAGGGCCAUGUGGUCCCCAUGCCAGCUGCACUAAUAGCCCCGGCUCUUACUCAUGUAGCUGUCUCCGUGGUUACCUGAUGGGUGCUGGAGGGUGCCAGGAUAUAGACGAAUGUGCUCUGGCUGCAGUGACGGGCCUGCAGGCCUGUCACGGUGAUGCUGAAUGCACAAACACCCCUGGCUCCUUCACCUGCUCGUGCCCUUCAGGAUAUGUAAUGGCUCUUAAUGGAAAGAGCUGUGUAGAUGUGGAUGAGUGCAGCUUCGAGGAGCUGUGUCGCCGUGAGCUGGGAAACGUGUGCGUGAACACUCCCGGCAGCUUUGUGUGCCAGUGUCAGCCAGGCUUCAGAGCAGAGGCUCCAGCCUGUGUUGAUGUGGAUGAAUGUACGGAGAGCCCUGCGGCGUGUGUUGGUCAGGGUGUGUGUGAGAAUACGCUUGGGAGCUACAAGUGUGUUUGUCGACCAGGUUACCGGGGAAACGGCACACACUGCGAAGAUGAUAAUGAGUGUGCAUCAGGUGGUCAUGGGUGUGACACCAACGCUCGUUGUGGCAACAUCAUUGGCUCUUAUUUCUGCCAAUGCUACCAGGGCUUCAAUGGAGAUGGACACUCUUGUUUUGACAUUGAUGAGUGUGCUCUGAACAACGGCCACUGUCAACACAACUGCUCCAACGAACCAGGAGGGUACAGCUGCCAGUGUGACUCAGGCUACCAGCUGGACAAGGAUGGACUCAACUGCACAGAUGUGGAUGAGUGUCGGACACUAAAUGGGACCUGCAAGCAUAUUUGCAUCAACACUCAGGGAUCUUUCCGGUGCUCUUGCAGGCCCGGCUACCAGCUGCACAUUGAUGGCCGCACCUGUGUGGACAUUGAUGAAUGUAAACUCAGCAGUGGUGGCUGCUCUCACAUCUGCACCAACUCUCCAGGAGGACACACUUGCCACUGCCCUCCUCCUCUUCUGCUAGACACAGACAACCUCACCUGCAGCAAUGUUACAUCCUGCAAGCUGAGAAAUGGAGGUUGUGACCACAUAUGCACAACGAGGGCUGACGGUCAGGUCCAGUGCAUCUGUCGGGCAAGCUGGAAGUUGGGCAAGAACCAGAGGAGCUGCGUGGAUGUGAAUGAGUGUGGGGACUUCACAAACGGAGGUUGUGAGCAGCUCUGUGUGAACCAGCCUGGUGGGUUUAACUGCACCUGCAGGGACGGGUAUGAAGUGAGAACUGAUGACCUCACCAAGUGCCAGCCUGUGUGUAACCCUCACUGUCACAACUAUGGAGUGUGUGUGGGCCCAAACACCUGUCACUGUCCUCCAGGCUACCAUGGACUGGGCUGUUCAGCCAUGUGCUCCCCACCCUGUGCCCAUGGAGGUACCUGUAUGCGCUGGAACAAGUGUCUGUGUCCUCCUGGCUGGAGAGGAGCAGGCUGCCACACAGCGGUGUGUGAGCUGCCCUGCGCUAACGGUGGUCGCUGCGUGGGGCCUGAAACCUGCCAGUGUCCCUCUGACUACACCGGCCCCCAGUGUCUCUUGCCAUUGUGCACUCCUUCAUGCCAAAACGGGGGAAGAUGUGUGGAUGUCAACAAAUGCACUUGUGUCGGUGGAUGGCAAGGAGCUCGUUGCCAGAUAGAGCCAGUUCAGUGUCAGAAACCUUGUAAGAGCGGUGGAGUGUGUGUGGGCCUCAACAGGUGCCGCUGCGUCAAAGGCUUUACUGGAAGUCUCUGUGAAACCGCGGUGACCACCCCCUGUGUGCCGCCCUGCCGACACGGGGCCACAUGUAGUCCUCACAACACCUGCACCUGUCCAGAGGGCACUGCUGGCCUGCGAUGUGAGAGACUGACGUGUCCUGUGGUCACCACGGUGGUCAGUAUGGCUCGAGCCGUACGAAAGGCGUUUAGAGAGAGUUACGUGGACCGCUGUGGACCUCUGGGAGUUCGGCUUUGCACUAAAUACAGGAUAAACCAGGCACGCGUGUACGUGCUGGCCUACAGGGUGGGUUACAAAAUCCAGUGUCCAGACAGGAAGGGCAGAUGAGUCAUGAGGAAACAUCAAGAAGGAGGGUGUUGUGGCUUCUCUCAGGGCAAUACUCUGCUUGUUUGAUCUGACAAAAGUUGACAAUUAUCUUCUAAUAAGUUCUGUACACAAUCAUGUUUAUAUUAUGUGAGAAUUAUUCCUCAGUAUAUAAAAUGUGCAAUGGUUUCAUUAUUUGUCAUGUUUGUAUAUGGCAGCUGAAAGUUAUUAAACACUUUUAUUUGGUCUUUUUAUAAAAUCGUGUCAAACUUGCAAACUACAAUGUGUUUACAGUUGGUUAACUCUUUUCAAUGAUUGUCUGAUAAUGACUGUAGGGUGAAAGGUCUUACAGUACUCAAAGAGUUCUCUUAAGAGAAUAUUCCCACUAAGGAUAAAGUGUCACACAUACACGUUUUUGAGGUUGAUAUCUCUGCUAUUAAACUAGAAUGCCUUCUCUGACGAAGCUUGUGGUCAUCUCACUAAACAACUCAAAAAAGUAGUUCUGCGUCUAUUUUUGCUACUUGCAUAACUGAACUGCAGGGUGUGACUGUGUGUCAACUUCUAAUCGCUUUGUAGGACUGAUAUCUGCCCUCUUACCUAGCACACAGUGGUUUAUGACCUUGUU
Messenger RNA from Anoplopoma fimbria (sablefish), 3028 nucleotides. Its product is annotated as latent-transforming growth factor beta-binding protein 4. The record is from RefSeq and is a predicted model, not a curated record. Bases 1 to 2427 code for a protein of 808 amino acids. The transcript has 25 exons. NCBI's taxonomy places the organism in Eukaryota, Metazoa, Chordata, Actinopteri, Perciformes, Anoplopomatidae. Gene Ontology annotation, molecular function: calcium ion binding.